Messenger RNA from Pestalotiopsis fici W106-1, 1476 nucleotides. RefSeq lists its product as uncharacterized. The record is from RefSeq and is a predicted model, not a curated record. NCBI's taxonomy places the organism in Eukaryota, Fungi, Ascomycota, Sordariomycetes, Amphisphaeriales, Sporocadaceae. Gene Ontology annotation, molecular function: oxidoreductase activity, acting on paired donors, with incorporation or reduction of molecular oxygen; iron ion binding; monooxygenase activity. Bases 1 to 1476 code for a protein of 491 amino acids. The transcript has 7 exons.
AUGAUUGAUUCAAGUAUCAAUCAUCUCUAUAUUCCAGCUGCCGCGAUUCUCGUGGCAGUUGCAGGAUGGUUUUACACAGUCUUGAGCAGUCCAAUGGCCAAGCUGCCCGGUGACUGGAUAACCAACUUUACCGAUGUACCCUACAGAUGGAAUGUAGUAAAGGGUCGGAGACCUAAAUGGGUCCAAGGUCUACAUGAGAAGUACGGCCCCGUCGUUCGCAUCAGUCCAACCGAGGCCAGCUUCCAGGACGUCGCCACGACGCGGGAAAUGUACCGAGUCAAGGGCGAAUACCUCAAGGCCGAGUUUUACGACAAGCUGGCCAACGGCCAGGUCAGCGUCUUUUCCACCCGCGACACGGGAAUUCACAAGCGCCAGCGGCGGCUCCUGUCCUCGGAAAUGUCCGAAUCCAGUCUGCAGAAACACUUGCCCGUCGUCGAGACCAAGGUGCGACUGGCUAUCCAGCGUAUGCAGGAGGAGAUGCAGCAGCGCAAUGCCACUGCAAGUAGCCUCGAUGUGUUUCACUGGUUUCUUUCCAUGGCUACCGAUGUCAUUGGCGAGCUGAGUUUUGGGCGGUCAUUCGACAUGCUGGAGACUGGAGGGAAGAGCGAAUACAUCAAGAAUUUACAAGACGUUGCCAGAAUUGGUGGCAUCAUCUCGACAUUCCCGGUUCUGGUCAAACUGGCUCGGUUUGUCCGCGUUCCCUUUAUCAGCGAGGCCACGACAAAGCGCCGCAGAAUCACUGGAUACGCUGAUGAGUCAAUCUUGCGGCACCAGCGCAUUGUUGAAGAGCAAGGCGACGAUGCAAAACCGACACUGCUCUCAAAGCUUUACAACUUGGCGGGCACCGAUAAGUUGACAUUUCUCGAGGUUCGCGACAAUGCAUCGGCAUACAUAAUCGCUGGUUCAGACACCACUGCCAACACUCUGACUUACCUCGUCUGGUUGGUAUGUCGACACCCCGAUAUCAAAGCCCGUCUCCUCGCAGAACUAGCAACGCUCCCCGACGGCUUCGCCUAUGACGACGUCAAGACCCUCCCGUACAUGAACCAGGUCAUUGAGGAGUCGCUGCGCCUGUACCCGGCGGCGCCGUCGGGGCUCCCGAGAGUCGUGCCCGCGGGCGGCGCCCAGCUCUCUGGUCAUUACCUGCCCCCCGGCGCCAUUGUCUCGGCGCAGGCUUGGAGCAUGCACCGACAUCCCGACAUCUUUCCCGAGCCGCACAGGUUUGACCCGUCGCGCUGGGAGGACUCGACCAAGGACAUGAGAGAUGCCUUUUUGGCUUUUGGUGGCGGCAGUCGAGUGUGUCUGGGAUUGCACCUCGCUCGCAUGGAGCUCAGGCUGGCGACUGCUCGCUUUUUUACAACGUUUCCCAACGCUCAGGUCUCGUCACUCGAAGGUUUCAGCGACGACGAGAUGAAUCCGAACAUGUUUUUCUUGUUAACGCCGAACAAGCAUAGAUGUCUAAUUGAGGCAUGCUGA